AUGGCAACCCAAAACCUCGCCACCUGGACAGUCUCCCUGUCCUAUCCCGACCUCCCAGGGGAAGUAAUCGACGCGGCCGUCCGAAGCUUCUACAACAUAGCCGGGUGCAUAGUAGGCGGCAGUCAACACAUCGCAACAAGCACAGCCCGCAAAGCCCUAUCCCCCUUCGCAGGCCCACCAACCUCCCACCUCCCGGGCACAAGCACCUCCACAGACGCCAUGCACGCAGCCCUCUUCAACGGAAUCGCCUCGCACGUCCACGACUACGAUGACACCCACCUGGACACAGUCAUCCACCCAACGGGGCCGGUAGCAUGUGCCCUCCUCGCCAUCCUCCCGACGCUCCCGCGCCCCGUUUCCGGACCGGAGUUUAUAACCGCUCUGGUGGCCGGUAUCGAAGCCGAGUGUAAGGUUGGCCUGGCCGUUUGGCCGGCGCACUACGAUGUCGGGUGGCAUAUCACGUCGACGACUGGGUCGAUUGGUGCGGCGGUGGCGGUGGCGAAGUUGCUUGCGUUGUCGGCGGAACAGGUCGCGCAUGCGAUUGGUCUGGCUGCUACGCAGGUCACCGGGCUCCGGGAGAUGUUUGGGUCACAUGCGAAGUCGUUCCAUCCCGGGCGAGCGGCGCAGAAUGGGUUGCUUGCCGCUUUGCUUGCGCGGGAGGGGUUUACGAGUUCGGUUCAGGCGUUGGAGGCGAAGAGGGGGUGGGCGAAUGUUGUUUGUGCCGGCGGGAAUCGGAUUGAGGAGGAGGUUGCGGCGCUAGGGGGUAGGGGGCGCUGGGAGACUGUGAGGAAUGCGUUUAAGCCGUUUCCUUGUGGGAUUGUGGUUCAUCCUGUUAUUGACGGGUGUGUUUGGUUGCAUGGGGAGUUGGGGCGGGUUGGGGUUGAUGCGGCGGAUGUUGAGGAGGUUGUUGCGAGUGUGCAUCCGCUUGUUCUGGAGUUGACGGGGAAGACGGCGCCGAAGGAUGGGCUGGAGGCGAAGUUUAGUGUUUAUCAUGGUGGCGCCGUGGGGUUGUUAUUAGGGAAGGCUACGCCGGCGCAGUAUGAGGAUGAUGUUGUACUUGAUACGCGGGUUGUGGCACUGAGGGAUCGGUUCAGGGCGGUUUCUGAUGAGAGUUUGCGGGCUGAUGAGUGUCAUCUCGUUGUGAAGGUGAGGGGAGGGACUACCAUCGAGAAGCAUGUCGACUAUGCCGUGGGUAGCUUGGAGCGCCCCAUGACCAAUGAACAGCUGACAGCAAAGUUCAUUGAGCAGUGUGUUGGGGUUCUAGGAGAAGAGCGGACUGACAAGGCGAGUCAGUGGUGUUGGGCGUUGAAAGAACAGGCCGACGUGGCUCAAAUCAAAGAUGUGCUGUAG
Molecule: messenger RNA, 1350 nt
Organism: Penicillium roqueforti
Lineage: Eukaryota; Fungi; Ascomycota; Eurotiomycetes; Eurotiales; Aspergillaceae
Product: MmgE/PrpD family protein
Exons: 1
Coding region: 1-1350 (449 amino acids)
Molecular function (GO): lyase activity
Source: RefSeq, a predicted model, not a curated record